AUGCAUUUAGGAACAUCAAAACGUAAUGCUCGUGAACGCAAUCGUGUUUGUCAUAUAAAUACUUGUUUCGAUAUUCUUCGACAACAUAUACCUUAUGAACGAAGAAAUAAAAAAUUAUCAAAAGCUGAUACAUUAAAAUCAGCAAUGAACUAUAUCAAUGAUUUACAAAAAUUAUUAGGAACAGAUGCGAUGUUAAUUCAAAUGCAUCAUGUAUUUGAUACUGAUAAGAUAGAAGAAGAUACUUUACCAGACUGCAGAUGUUUAUCGACAAACAGCUUUUGUACAAAUUAUAAUAUGAAUAAAUAUUUACGACAACAGUUUGAGAAUGGAAAAGAAAAUCGAAAGGAGAGAAUAUAUACGAUGAGUGACCAUCAACAGGAGCAACAAUCAUUGCAUAUGAUGACUCUGAUAAAUACAACAAAACACGAAAUGUGGGAUUGGAGUGAUAGUUCAAUAAGCCAAUAA
This is a messenger RNA of Didymodactylos carnosus, 465 nucleotides long. The record is from the annotation of a GenBank genome assembly. Lineage: Eukaryota; Metazoa; Rotifera; Eurotatoria; Philodinida; Philodinidae.